AUGGUUUUGCGCAACAAUGCAGGUCCGACGUGAGUUGGUGAGACCACGAUAACAAUUUUUUUUUUUUUUUCUGCCUAUCACCCACCCUACAUCUAAUCCCUCAGUCCUCUAAAUUCUCCCAUACCCCCCCCGAAUAGGUUAAAAUACGGGAUAUAAGUUUGAAAAAAAUUGUUUUGUUGCGCGUUCCACCGCUUAACGGCGACCUAGGCUGCGGCCAUUUCGGCCUGUUGGUUAAUUAGGCCCUGCGCGUGUUGAGCUCCGGGCGCCAUAGGUUUUCACCAUUCAUUCGGAGACAGAAUUCCCGAAUAUUAUUUUUCCGAUUCAUGCGGCCACUGCUCCGCCCAUAUUGCGUUGCUGUUAUUAACGUUAUCGUUUCAUAUCGCUUCAGAUGAUGAUGGCUCUCUAUUCUAUCGCUCAUGUUGAAACUUACUCGAAAACCACUCUCGAUUAACUUUCAUAAAAAAUUACGUCGGAUAGAUCAAAGGGAAAAAAUUAUUAUUUAAAAAAAAAAAAAAAACCGUAGAUAAAUUAUUCCGUUUAUAACAAUUCUGAACCAAGUAAUGAUGAUUUGUGAUCGAUUCUGUAUUAGCCGGCAUUUGAACUCCCCCCUCCCCCCGUACCUUCCCCUGCGGAUUUUUUAACGGCACUGACGAAUUUUGCUCACCGAGUCAAAAUAAUAUAAUGUAUAGUUUUAUUUUACAUUAUACUUAAAGUUUUUUUUAGGAACUAUGGUCUAUAACAGUGUUUCCCAACCUUUUUACUACCACGGACCAUUUCGAUAAUUUUUAAUAGGUCGCGGACUACCUCAAUUGAGGGGCUCCCUGUAACAACUAGAAAAGUCCACUUUUUAAAAUUGUUCAGAAGAAACAAAAUUGUAAAUAAUAAUUAUUUUGAUAAUAAAUUUUCAUACGCGUUUCAUACACGUACAACUAAAAUUUAAUUGUCAAACAUAAUAAUUUUAAACAAGUAUCCCAACCUAAAAAUUUAUAUAAAAUUACCGACAUGUGGACUUACAUAAGUGUAAAAUAGUAAAACAAAAUUUAGGAACAUAGUAUCCAUCCCUAAGAUUGAUUUAGUCUAUAAUUCGCGUGUUUACAUUGAUAUUAGUUAUGGUUUAUUACAAAAUAAAAUAAUAAAUUAUCCAAAAUACUACGUGAUAGACCAACAUAUUGUAUAAAAUAAAAAUAAUGUCAAAAUAAAAUAACAAAACAAUGUAUUGUAAAUAUUUGUAUAUCAGUUCAUGAGAAAAUGAACCGUUGAGAAAGCUCGUCCAAUUGGAAUUGUAUACUCAGUAAAAAUACGUAAAAACGUACAAAUUCCAUUAAUCUCAUAACUAAAUAUUUGAGAAACUAUGCAAUCGGUAAACAAUUAUCGGUCGCAGUAAUAAUAUUUAAUAAAUCGUUAUUUAAUGGUGUUUAAUAAAUACUUUUAUCAAAAUAAUAAACCUUUGGUACCUACACACUUAUAAAAAUUGAAACACACUAAUCGAUCGUCGGCAGUAAUAACGAUAAUAAUAUUAUUCAUUCCUUUGAUAAACACUAUUAAAAGUGGAAAAACACAACGGAUAAUAUAUUUUUUCGUAAUUUAUUUUUUUUUUUUUUUUUUUUUUUUUUUUAGAAAUGAACGAGCAAACAAAAUAAGAUUAAAUCUAUGGGACCGCGGACCACCAAUGACAGGCUCACGGACCACUGGUUGGGAAAUAGGUUAGUAGGUUAGGACAAUAUUAAGCCCACAUAGUAAUAUGUUCGAAAAAUUGGUAUACUUUCGUUUUACCUGAAGUAUCCGAAAUAAUAAAAAAAUAAAAAAAAAAAACAUAACUUUUAUGAACAAUAGUUUGUAUUUGUAUCAGUAAAUUUUGUAUUUUUAUGACGUUCGAUUUUGAAGUAUAUUAGUAUAUGCAUUAAGGCGAUUGGUGACGGUGUAUACUUUAGUCGAUUUAGACCCAAAAGCUAAACAAAACUGUAGGUGUUGUGGUUGACGGAUUUAAAUUUUGAAAACGGAUACUGAAUCUUUGGGUUCUUUACCAGGACAUGUCGGAAAUAGAAAUGUAAUUGUUUUACUGGAAGUCGUAAAAUAAAAUGGUUGUGUUUUUGAAAAUGCGCAUAAAGCAUUUUGUCUCUUAUCUAUGAUAUUUAGAAUUAAUAAAUAAUGAAAAAAAUAAUUCCAGCAUAUCCUAGUAAACAACAUAUGGAUUAAUAAUCUUCGUCAACCUUCGAGUCCUACAGUUUCGUUUGGCUUUCAGGUAAUCAUCGUUUAUUUCGAUUGAAAAAUAGUUUAUCUCAAAUAACGUUGGCUCGUGUCUGCGAGUGCGUACACACCCCGCCACCCCGCAUAUCAAGUCGCGUCGUCCGUCGCUGUUGUCGUCGGUACGACGCUCGCUAAAUGCAGAUAAGGUCGAUAAGGAUGUUAUUAUUAGAUAUUUUACUAUUAUUAUUGUUAUCGUUGUUAUAAUAUUUCGUAACAGUAUAAUACAUUUAUACGAUAAAUACCGAGAGCGGCACGUCGACAAUACUAUCGUGUCGCGGUACUCGGAAUCGUUAUUGCUAUUUUAAUAUUCAUUUAAAAACGAACAACGCAGCGUGGCAACUUGGGAUGAUACUCCGACGCCGUCUGUCUGUGUACAGCCCAAGAAAAAAAAAACUAAACGAUACCAAAAUUUUCGUUCAGAAAAAUUUAAAAACAAUUGUAAUUCUGACCAUGCAAUUAUCAACUGCGCCAGUCACAUAAACAAUGUGUAUCGAACUUGUAUAAUUAUACACAUCGUUUACAUAAUACAUUUUCAAUAUAAAUAAUAAAUUGUGUAUUAUUACGGACAGUUCCGAAGUCGUCCGUUCCGAUAAUAUUCAAUGAUCGCCGAACAUUCAUAUCCGAACUAAUAAUGAAUCAGAAAUUACUGAAUGGUAAAAACUAAUUUUAAAUGCUGAACGUAUAGCAAGGAAUGUUUUAAGGAAUUGUUAUUUUUUCUGUCCGUAAACAACUUUUCUACCAGACGUACCAGGAUCUGAUAUUGUGUGCCGCGCACACGUACACACAUGGUACGUGCUAAUAGUCCGUAUAGAUGCAUAGGUAUUGUGUAAAACGACGUUUACUAUUAGAAAUCUAACUCCAAUUGAAAAAUUACAAAUUAAAAAUCGAAUUUGUACCUUUGAAAAUCUAGCCACUAACAAAGAAAGUAAUUUUUUUUUUUUUAUCUAAAUUGGUUUUCAAUCGGGAAACCCGAAAAAUGCGAUUUUUUUUUCAAAUUACCGCGCAACCAUUUCAUUAUGUUAAAUUUUAGAUUCUGAGUGGAAAUAAGAAACUUAUGUUUUUACAAAGAUGUUUAUUUUUUUUUCCUAUGGACAACUUUUCUGAAAAGGAAUCGGUGUGGGGAGGUACCUUAGAGAGGUCAUUUUUCGAUUGUCUCAGGAGAAACCGGGAAAAAACCUGGGUCUUUUUUUAUUGUAACUAUUUAAAUAUAAAAGUUUGAUAGAAAUCCUAAAAAUCAGAGCAUUUCGAGUAUUUUUCGAACAUUUUAAGUCUGUACGAUUAUUUUUAUUUGAGUUACAACAAAAAAACAAAAAAACAAAAUAGCGAUAUCGUUAUCCUCCGAAUCUAAAAAUUAAAAAAUAUAUAUCAAGAAAUGUACAUAAGUAAUAAUAGUUAUUAUAAUAUAUUAUGCAGGUAUGUGAGCAUCAAAAUAUUGAGUAUUAUAGCAUACUAUUAUUUUGUUGUUUAAAAAAGUUAACAUAAUACUAAUGCAGACGAUGGAGUAUAAAAAAAAGCAAAACACCACAAUUAUACACAUACACACACUAUGUUUUUUUUAAAUAUGGUAUAAACGUAUUAGUUUUAGAUUCUGAGUGGAGCGAAGAAGCGUAUAGUUUUACAAAGACGUUUAUUUUUUUAUCUGUGUGCAACUUUUUUACUAGGAGAUUUGCUCAGAUUUCUACGUGUAGUACCUUUUCUGAUAGGAAAUCGGCGUAGGGAAUUACUUUAAGGAGAUCAUUUUUUGAUUUUCUCAGGAAUUUUCUCAUCAAAUUUGGUAAAAACCAAAAAAAAAAACAGAGGAAAACGGGAAAAUAUAAGAAAUGUAGAUAUUAAUUAAAAUAUAUUACGGCCUUCUUUUUUUCUGUGCACAACUUUUCUACCAGCACUUUUGCUCCAACUUUUAACGAUAGAAAUGUUUCUAAAAGGAAAUUUCGCUAGCUAGGUAUUUUUAAGAUGUCAUUUUUCGAUUUUAUCAGGAGUUUUCUCAGAAAAUAUGAAAAGCCAGGAUAAAUCACGGGAAGACCUGGAAAUACGUAGAUAAACUGGGAAAACAUCGGUACAACAUUAAACAAAUAUUACUAAAGAAAAUAUAUAGAGCCUAUUUAAUUAUUUCACUAUAAUAUGGCAUAUAUAUUACUAUCAACUGAACUCCGCUCAAAAUCGUUUUAUCGUUGCUUACAUGUAUUAAUUAAAAUUAAUUUAUCCAUAACAGUGGCUGCGACCGUUUUAUCGCAUCCCCAUUAUCCUAGGACAUUUUUUUUAUAACUUGUGUCCCAUUAUGAUGCAUUUCAGCGCGGUCAAGCCGAUUUUAUCGACAUAAAACCAAACAAACUAAGAAAAACUCAACAAUUUAAAAUGUCUAUAAAUAGUUAACGUGUUAAUAUUAUGGAAAUAAUAUCAGAUAUCUUGCGGCGGUGACGGCCGACGCGACGGCGUAAUAUAUGACAACGACGUGAAACGCGACCAAACCAGUCCUGCCAUGGUGGUGGGUAGGUGGGUAGGAUUCACACUCACACUAAUGAUCACUUACUACGCACACGGACGCAAGCCAUAGAUGCACUUGCAUACUAUAUUGUCUAAAUUGAACCCCAUCAAUAGACGUUGUCACCAGUCCCUCCCUAAAUAAAAGUUAUGUGUAGUUACUUAUUUGAAUUUGUUUUUUUCUUUAAUUCUUAUCUGUGAGGGGGGGGGGGAUUAUCCCAGUUGUGGAGGAAACGUCCUGGAUUCGAUACACCGCCAACACUUCGUAUAUGUAUCGGUAUCUUAACUAUAAAAGCAAUACAAUAUCGCAUUUCCACAGGUGCACUAAUAAAAUGGACCGAUCACAAACGGGGAGUGCUAUAACGCUUAUAUCAGUGGUGUAAAUACCGAGUGGGCAAGGUGGGCAAACGCCACGGGACCACAACUGAUGAGGGCCUUAGCAGUGGCCUAGACCAAGGCCCAUGGCAUUAUGAAUGAUCUUUUUAUUUUGUUUGUAUACCGGUUCGGCUUUUAGGGCCAUUAUGAAAUAUUUUACAACGGGCAUUACAAGUUUUAGUUACGCCACUGAUGAUUGAUAUUAAAAUACUAAUGUGCCACUCGGCAAGUAAGAAACUACUGGUCUGGCGUUCAAUUUUCAGUCUUGUUAAGAUUUCUAUUCAUAAUUUUUCGAGUAGAUAUAGUUAUUUUUUCGUUGCUUGUGUUACGAAGACCGGCAUGAAUACGAUAAUGGAAAUGUACUUCUGGCAAUUACUGCGCAACUGCAGUCCGAUUCCGUGACUACGUGAACCAUGAGAAUAUAAGUUUGUGUUGUACUCAUGAAUUAAAAUACCUGUCACCUAUCAAUUUCGUCAAAUAAUGCAUAUUUAUAUUUAACGCAAUUUAUUUAUUAAUUCUGAUAUAGUCAUGUUAAAUUCGCGAACGAAUGGUUCGUUUGAACUAUUCAUUUUGUUGAACUAUUCUAACUGUUUUAGUAUCUAUAAACUACCUGUUCACAGUUCAAAAUAUAAAUAAUUGGCAUCAUUUUUUUUAUGUUUUAAUAAAGUAGUUCGUGUUAUUCGUGAACUGUAAUUUUAACUGUUUUAAAAAUCAAACUACAUUUCCUUUUAGUAUAAAUCUUAUUUUAUUUAAUUUCGUAUCCAUGAUAAAAUAUAAAAAUAUAAAUUGUACAAAAAUAUAACUUCCAUAGGUUUUUACCUUUAAAAAGUAGAUUUUUAAGUACCUUAUUGAUCCAUAUUAAGAUCCAUAUUGAACAGCGGACAAAUUACAAUCUUAUCUACUUUAAAUAGUUUCUAAUAAUGAUUCAGAAGAUAGUAAAGUACCCAAAGAUAAAUUAAUAUCAGCUGUAGCAACGUUAUCAAAUUUCAACGGCCAAGGUUUUGGUAAAUGUCAAACAGAAAGCGGCAAUGUCAAACCGGCCGAUUUUUGUGUUUUAAAAAAAAAUUAA
Messenger RNA from Cinara cedri, 6172 nucleotides. The record is from the annotation of a GenBank genome assembly. NCBI's taxonomy places the organism in Eukaryota, Metazoa, Arthropoda, Insecta, Hemiptera, Aphididae.